Messenger RNA from Eubalaena glacialis (North Atlantic right whale), 647 nucleotides. RefSeq names its product frataxin, mitochondrial-like. NCBI's taxonomy places the organism in Eukaryota, Metazoa, Chordata, Mammalia, Artiodactyla, Balaenidae. Gene Ontology annotation, molecular function: 2 iron, 2 sulfur cluster binding; iron chaperone activity; ferric iron binding. Gene Ontology annotation, cellular component: mitochondrion. Gene Ontology annotation, biological process: intracellular iron ion homeostasis; iron incorporation into metallo-sulfur cluster. The record is from RefSeq and is a predicted model, not a curated record.
AUGUGGACGCUGGAGUGCCACGCAGCUGCCAGCCUCCUGCCCCGCUCGGCGCCCCCGGGCUAUGUCCAGGCCCACGCCGGGGCCCCACGGCCAACGAAGGUCGCCCCGCUCUACAGCUGCCAGGGCCUCACAGGCAGCCAGCCCAAUCUGAGCCUCUGCUGCCUCAACCAGAUCCUGAAUGUCAAAAAGCAGAGCGUCUGCUUGAUGAAUCUGAGGACAAUGGGAACUUUGGGUGACGCUGGCCCUCUGGACGAUACCACCUACGAAAAACUGGCCGAGGAGACGCUGGAUUCCUUAGCAAAAUUUUUUGAAGACCUUGCAGACAAACCUUACACACUUGAAGACUAUGAUGUCUCCUUUGGGAGUGGUGUUUUAACAAUUAAACUGGGUGGAGAUCUAGGAACGUAUGUGAUCAACAAGCAGACCCCAAACAAGCAAAUCUGGUUAUCUUCACCAUCCAGUGGCCCCAAGCAUUACAACUGGACUGGGAUAAACAGGGUGUACUCUGACGGUGUGUCCCUCCACGAGCUGCUGGCCACAGAGCUGACUCAAGCCUUAAAAACCAAACUGGACUUAUCUUCUCUGGCCUACUCUGGAAAAGGCACUUGCUGCCCAGCCUAAUGCUAAAGACAUUAAAAGCUCUAAAG